AUGAGGCGAACAUAUGUUCUGCCUCCUUACAGCCUUCCAUAUGAGAGAGCAAAUUUGACAGCUAUUGAAGGCGUUCCAAAAUGUCAACCAAACUGCUAUGUAGGCAAGGCAGCCUAUGGAAAACUUUUUGCCCCGGGAAACCAUUCAAGAGGAAAAUUGCCUCCUUGGUGUGAAAAUCAAGAUCAAACUUCAGGAGAACUGACAGGACAGUCCAAUCCGCAAUGGGCUUCCGUUUCUCACGGAAUUUUUAUCUGUUUAAUGUGCUCUGGAAUCCACAGGAGUCUUGGAGUCCAUAUCACUUUCGUUCGUUCAGCAACUUUGGAUGCUUGGGCCGCCGAUAAGAAGAGUCUGAUGACUUGUGGUGGCAAUUCAAAAUGCAAAGCGUAUUUUGUUCAGCAAGGAAUUGAUGGCUUUCCUAUAAAUAAGAAAUACAAUACUAGAGCCGCUGCCCAUUAUCGCCUCACUCUGAAGGCUAUCGCUGAAGGCCGUGAAGCUCCUCCUCCCCUUCCUGAAGGAGUUGGUGCGAUUGUCGAAGAUGAGGAAGGUGAGCGAUCGCGACAAAUCUCACCUAGUAUGAGUUUCUCAGCAGGGAACGCAGCGCGGAGUUCCACGACAGCAGAUACAGCAGGUUCUUCUUUCCGAUCUGGAAGUACGUGGAACGCCCCAGCACCAGAUUGGUCUAACUGGUCUGUUGGUGGAGCGCUUUCGGGAAUUUGGGAAUCGACAAAAGCUGCUGCUUCAACCGCAGCUGUGACCAUCCAAGAUCAGCAAGUAUUGGAGUCCCUCAAAACUGCGGCAAGUAGCUCGGCAGCUUGGGUUGGCGACAAAAGCCGAGCAGCAGUGACUGCCGUACAGGUACGUGCCCCGGGUGCUGUUAUACGACACGUCGAGCUGCUUUGCAGGACGAGCAUUUCUGGCAAAAUGCCGGAGAGAAAGCAAAGGCUACAGCCCACUCCCUCGGAGAAACGGUCUCAAGUGGAGUACAGAACGCAGAAGCCUGGAUCUCCCACCAGAUGGGAGAGGAGUCUGCGGCAGCGCAACGGACGCCAGAUGCACCCGAAGCUCCAUCUGCCACCAACAGCGGUGGAAACGCGCAACCAACCAGGAUGGGAUCAACUCCCAACUCGCCGCCCCAAUAGCAACGUUUUGAUUCAUGUUUCUGACAGACCUUUGAUUUUUUGUGCUUCACCCUGA
Condylostylus longicornis is the source of this 1194-nucleotide messenger RNA. RefSeq names its product ADP-ribosylation factor GTPase-activating protein 2-like. Gene Ontology annotation, molecular function: GTPase activator activity. The record is from RefSeq and is a predicted model, not a curated record. Gene Ontology annotation, biological process: COPI coating of Golgi vesicle. Bases 1 to 1194 code for a protein of 397 amino acids. The transcript is spliced from 6 exons. NCBI's taxonomy places the organism in Eukaryota, Metazoa, Arthropoda, Insecta, Diptera, Dolichopodidae.